AUGAGCUCAGAUGUAUUAUCUACGAUAUCUUCACCAGGUAACGUUACAGAGUCCGUGGAAAACUUUACAGACGAAUAUUUUUACGAUUACGAUGCCUCAUUCACAAUUGCUGCAGAGGAGUUGGUACCAGUUGCUCUUGUUUACGGAACCACACUGAUUCUUGGAAUCAUCGGUAAUUCUUUGGUGAUUCUCUCAGUAACCAGGUACCGAAGAAUGAACAACAUCACGAACACGUUUUUGUUGGGCUUGGCUACAGCUGACUUACUUUUGCUUUUGACAUGUGUACCAAUUAAGUUGGCUUCUUUCUUGACGUUUACCUGGCAGUUUGGAGAGAUCCUGUGUAAGCUCGUCUUUUACUUUCAAAACGUAUCCGCCAUUUGCUCUGUGACGACCCUAACAACUAUGAGUAUGGAAAGGUAUUAUGCAAUACUGCAUCCCAUCAAGGCCAAGUACAAAUGCACUAAGGGAAGAGCAAGACGUGCUAUCAUUGGAAUUUGGCUUCUGUCAUUCGUUCUUGCUGCACCGGUGCUUCACGUAAGGAUGUUGAGAGAAGUUGGCCAUUACCGGAAAUCGUUCUGGUGCCAGAAACAGUUCACAAAACCAAUUUACCACCAACUCUACGAAAUCUACAUGGCUUGUAUUUUACUGCUUAUACCUGUUACCGUUAUGAGCUUUGCUUACAUAAGCAUCUGCAAGGAAUUGUGGGCAAUGACCUUCCGUAGAUCCGAGAUGCGCAGUGGAGGGAUCAAGCUUGAGAAGUUUGAUGGUAGGAGAAAAAAGAACUCGUACAGCCCACCACUCACUGAAACAGCCCCGGUAUUAAGGAAGAGUGGCUUUAAAUAUUCCUCCGAAGACGAUAAGACGCGGAAACAGGUGAUCAAGAUGUUGGUCUCGGUCAUUGUGCUCUUUGUACUCUGUUGGGCACCUAUACUGGUCAAUAACGUUCUAGUAUCGUUCUCUGUGCUAAACGAGCUAAACCGUGGGUACCUUAAACCAAUGAGGAAAGCCUUCUACAUUCUAGCCUACGGCAAUAGCUGCGUGAACCCAAUUGUGUACGGUUUCAUGUCCAAAAACUUCCGUGAAACGUUCAAGCACGCAUUAUGUAGUUGUGUGCGUGGUUGGUCUUACGUCAGGAGAAAGCAGUUCAGUCGACAGAGCUCAAUACAGUCAAAAACUACACAUCUUGAGCUUACCGGAAUCAGCAGGGCUGAUUUCAAGCCUCACGCCUCCGCCUCUGAAGUCAACCACGAGCUUCGUGAUGAUGCGGUUUAUGAUUCGGAUGGACCAAUCGUUGAAUACCUCUGA
Liolophura sinensis is the source of this 1305-nucleotide messenger RNA. Its product is annotated as orexin/Hypocretin receptor type 1-like. The record is from RefSeq and is a predicted model, not a curated record. Gene Ontology annotation, biological process: G protein-coupled receptor signaling pathway. Gene Ontology annotation, cellular component: plasma membrane. Bases 1 to 1305 code for a protein of 434 amino acids. Gene Ontology annotation, molecular function: neuropeptide Y receptor activity. Lineage: Eukaryota; Metazoa; Mollusca; Polyplacophora; Chitonida; Chitonidae. The transcript has 6 exons.